CUGGAAGUAAUAAUCAGCAAUAUAAUAAUAUUCAACAAUUGAUAAUUAAAUUUUAUUUAUAAAUUCUAUUUGGUACUCGUGUGUGUAUAUCUAUUGUUUGGGUUUACCCAUAAAAACGUAUUACUCAUUUUCCAACAUAAAUAUGUAUUCAUAAUGUAUAAAUAUACAGUUUGGUGAUUACUAACUGUGCCGUCGAUAAUAUAUAAGCCGUCGAUAAUAUAUAAUAUUGAAUUUUUAUCUGAAUUCAAAUUUUCGCAGUACCGUUGAAUCUUUUUGUGAACACGUUUUGGUUAGAACGUAAUUGGUACCAAGUCGAAAUGACCACUCAAGUCGAUGAAGCAUUCAAAAAAAUCCAAUCCAGCGAUAGAGUUGAAGGCUUCAUAAUACUGGACAUUGAUGGAGUCCCAAUUAAAUCCACUAUUGGGAACUCGGCGACUGUCCAGUAUUCCAGUCUGGUACAAAUGAUAAUAGGGAUAUCGAAGCACAUGUUCAAAAAAUUUGACGCUUCAGAUGUAUUGAUGUCCAUGCGUUUACAUACGAAAAAAAACGAGAUAAUUAUUAUAUUGGAUAAAUUAUACACGAUGAUAGUAAUUCAAAGUCCAAGUGGAGUAAAACCACCAAUGUAGAAUUAUAGUAUAAGCAUUUUGGAACAGAGCAAAACUAAUAAAUAUCAUACAAAAAUACCCUUUUUCCAAGAAGUGACGUGACUUAGCCUUAUUUAGCAUAUUUAGAUUUCUUAUAUAGUCAAUUAUAUGAGUUAGUAUCAUUUUGUGUUAUAAAGUUUUAUUUUUGUUACAAUGUUGGUAAAAAAUAAUUUAUAUACACUUAAUACUUCAACAAUUUAAUAAAA
Sipha flava (yellow sugarcane aphid) is the source of this 850-nucleotide messenger RNA. Its product is annotated as dynein light chain roadblock-type 1-like. Gene Ontology annotation, cellular component: cytoplasm; cytoplasmic dynein complex; centrosome. Lineage: Eukaryota; Metazoa; Arthropoda; Insecta; Hemiptera; Aphididae. Bases 318 to 626 code for a protein of 102 amino acids. The transcript has 4 exons. Gene Ontology annotation, biological process: microtubule-based movement. Gene Ontology annotation, molecular function: dynein intermediate chain binding. The record is from RefSeq and is a predicted model, not a curated record.